Molecule: messenger RNA, 1029 nt
Organism: Oenanthe melanoleuca
Lineage: Eukaryota; Metazoa; Chordata; Aves; Passeriformes; Muscicapidae
Exons: 13
Coding region: 1-1029 (342 amino acids)
Source: RefSeq, a predicted model, not a curated record
AUGGGUGGGGUUGUGGGGAGUGUGGUUGGAGUUUGGGUUGACUCAAAAUCCAUCCAAAAUCCAGCCAGGUCUGCUCAAUUCCACCCAAAAUCUGGUCAGGUGUGGGUAAAUCUGCUCAGAUUUAUCCAAAAUCCACUCAAAGUCUGGUCAGGGGUGCUUAAAUCCACCCAAAAUUUAUCCAAAAUCCACCCAAAAUUGGGUCAGGUGUGGUCAAAUCUACCAAAAUCCACCCAAAAUCUGCUCAAAAUCUUGUCAGGUGUGGUUAAAUCCACCCAAAAUUUAUCCAAAAAUCACCCAAAAUCUGGUCAGGUGUGGGUAAAUCUGCCCAGAUCCACCCAAAAUCCACCCAAAAUCUGGUCAGGUGUGCUUAAAUCCACCCAAAAUUUAUCCAAAAUCCACCCAAAAUUGGGUCUGGUGUGGGUAAAUCUGCUCAGAUUUAUCCAAAAUCUACUCAAAGUCUGGUCAGGUGUGCUUAAAUCCACCCAAAAUUUAUCCAAAAUCCACCCAAAAUCUGGUCAGGUGUGCUUAAAUCCACCCAAAAUUUAUCCAAAAUCCACCCAAAAUUGGGUCAGGUGUGGUCAAAUCUACCAAAAUCCACCCAAAAUUGGGUCAGGUGUGGGUAAAACUGCUCAGAUUUAUCCAAAAUCCACUGAAAAUCCAGCCAGGUCUGCUCAAUUCCACCCAAAAUUUGGGGAGGUGUGGGUAAAACUGCUCAGAUUUAUCCAAAAUCCACUCAAAGUCUGGUCAGGUGUGAUUAAAUCCACCCAAAAUUUAUCCAAAAUCCACCCAAAAUUUUAUCAGGUCUGCUCAAAUCCACCCAAAAUUUAUCCAAAAUUCACCCAGGGCUUCCCAAAUCCACCCAAAAUUUAUCCAAAAUCUGGUCAGGUCUCAAAAUUCAGCCAGUUCUUCCCAAAUUUAUCCAAAAUCCACCCAAAAUUUGGUCAGGUUUGCUCAAAUUUACCCAAAUUUAUCCAAAAUCCACCCAGGGCUUCCCAAAUCCACCCAAAAUUUAUCCAAAAUCUGAAUUGA